AUGCCAAGAAACAACAACCAAGAAAUUAUUUUAGAAAUAAAACAACAACUAGCCGAAGCCCGCACAUUAGCAGAAGAAAUUUCCGCCCGAAUUAACCAACAAGCUGAAGCAGCCAAAAAAGAAGUGGUUUAUAAUGAGCCUUUGCAUUCUCCGCAGCAAGAAGAGAAUACCAACCACCGAAAACUUGUGCCGAGCUGGAUU
Messenger RNA from Racocetra persica, 201 nucleotides. Lineage: Eukaryota; Fungi; Glomeromycota; Glomeromycetes; Diversisporales; Gigasporaceae. The record is from the annotation of a GenBank genome assembly.